UAUAUAAUCACUUAAAAUCGUCCGUAUGCCCACUAAAACAGACAAUAAUUACUAAAACCAUGACUUCAAAUAAAAUUUUUAAAACAUACCUUCUUAUUUUCUUUCUUUUCAUUUCCCUUUCUUAUCAUGUUGAUGCAAAAUGCGAAGAAAUCACUAAUGGUUUGAGGACGGAUGGAAACUGGAAUGAUAAUGAUAACUUCUACUCAUUUAGUGGCGGAAAUAUAACUUUUACACUGACUGAUAUGCCUUGUGGAGCAUCAACUCUUUUGAUUCAAGUGGUAUCCCAAAGUGGAGGAGGCAACUUUAACGUGCGCACCUUUACAAAUAAUGAUCUGAACGUCGUAAAAAACAUCGGUGUUAACGUUAUUGCUGAUAAACAACGUCUAUUUCGUAUACAAGCUAAGGUUGAUGACUUUGUAAACAUUAAUUGCCCUAACCCCAGUUUCAGUGGAGAACUUUGCUAUUCUAAAUAUGUUGAGCCUCCUGAUUGUAAAAAAGAAAGAGAUAUAGCAAUUGGUGUGCCAAUUGCAACCGCGAUAAUUGGAGUAAUAGGUGGUAUAUUAGGAGUAUUAAUUAAACAAUACUUUGAUAGCAGAAAUAGUCCAUCCACACCUUGAUAUAAUCUAAAUAUUUUGCAAUUAAUUAGACUAAAAUAUUUGUUCUUUAUACUUAUUUUACUUUAUUCUUUUCAAUUUACUAUAUAGCGAUAAUUUACUUUACCUUUUCAAUUUACUAUGUAACAAUAACCAUUUAUUCUUUUCGGUUCCAUUUAUUCUUUUCGGUUUCAUGUAUAACCAUAUUUGUUUUUAUCAGUAAUUAGUUAUUAUUAUUUAAGUUCUAUAGUAGAGUUUGUUGGGGUCUCAUUUAAUCUGGGCAUCCGGAUAAACGGUUAAUUUAUCCGAAUAUCUGAGUAAUUGGUAUUUUUUUAAAAUUUGAUUGAUUUAAUUCUGAUUGAUAGAAUAUUAAAAUUAUAUCACUAUGACAUUGCUAAAUAUGGCUUAAUUUUUUUGCAUGCUAUUAAUAAAAUAUUAAAGUUUUUUCAAUAUGACAAUUAAAAUUAAUUAAUUAUUCAUAUAGUUAU
Molecule: messenger RNA, 1081 nt
Organism: Rhizophagus irregularis DAOM 181602=DAOM 197198
Lineage: Eukaryota; Fungi; Glomeromycota; Glomeromycetes; Glomerales; Glomeraceae
Source: RefSeq, a predicted model, not a curated record